Molecule: messenger RNA, 7602 nt
Organism: Anthonomus grandis grandis
Lineage: Eukaryota; Metazoa; Arthropoda; Insecta; Coleoptera; Curculionidae
Product: pyrokinin-1 receptor-like
Exons: 7
Coding region: 463-1965 (500 amino acids)
Biological process (GO): neuropeptide signaling pathway
Cellular component (GO): plasma membrane
Molecular function (GO): neuromedin U receptor activity
Source: RefSeq, a predicted model, not a curated record
CCGACACCGACUAAACUUCUCGCAGCAGUUACGCUUUAGCCAACUGAUCGCCUAGCAGUAAAAACCGUGUCGGGAGCAUCCAACGCAACUAAAUUGAUGAAAAGUUUUGCGCGCUUUUCCGCGCGUUGUUAGUCUAGUAUUUGGUUAGAAAGUUUUUUAAAACGGAUGCUUUUCAGGGGUUAUUUAUAUGUUAACGUUUGCUUUCGGUAAAGGCUUUAAAGUUUUGGUCAACUUUUGGGACUACGUAUUUUCGGGAAAAACGUUAAGUGCUGCUUGGAAACUUUUUGAAGUAUAACCCGAACACGAAUUGGUCAAGUAAAUCACAAAACAUGAAAAACCGAAAAUACAACAACGAAGCAUCCCUAAACCAGGCUGCGGAGUACUAUAACCCCAACGUCUAUUAAAUUGCUCGCCUUAAAGACAUUAUUUCAACCCGAGACAAAUAAUUUCUUAUAUGAAACAAUGGAAAUCAUAGACGCAGUAAACGUAAGCGACGUGUGCAACGAAACACUUUACGGCCCGAAACGUGAUGAUCUCUAUAUUGUUAUACCGAUAACAGUAAUAUAUGUGAUAAUAUUUAUCACGGGAACAGUGGGUAACAUCACGACAUGUAUUAUAAUCCAGAAAAAUAAAUCUUUGCAUACUGCAACUAAUUACUACCUGUUUAGUCUUGCUGUCUCGGAUUUAGUGCUCUUGGUAUCUGGAUUACCGCAGGAGAUUUAUUUGAUUUGGUACAGAUAUCCUUAUGUCUUUGGUGGAUUGUUUUGCUUCCUCAGAGGCCUCUUAGCAGAAACGUCUGGCAAUGCCACCGUGCUUACCAUCACUGGAUUUACAGUGGAACGUUACUUAGCCAUAUGCCACCCUUUUCUUUCCCACACAAUGUCAAAAUUAUCAAGAGCCAUCAAGUUUAUUUUAAUUAUUUGGGUGGUAGCAAUUAGCCUAGCUAUACCACAAGCAUUACCUUUAAAAGUUAGAGGAGUAUGUCCUCUUUGCUUGCCAACGGAGCCGAUAAUCCAGCACUCAUUCGAAAUUUCAACAAUCCUAUUCUUCAUAGCGCCUAUGACUGUUAUUACCGUUCUCUACAUGCUGAUCGGAAGUACUCUGAAUACCUCCAAUAUGAUGAAGGCAAGGAGUAACACUACUAGAAUCCACAGCAAAUCUUCCAAGAAAGUAGUAAAGAUGUUGAUUGCUGUAGUAGUAGCAUUUUUCAUUUGCUGGGCACCAUUCCAUCUACAACGGCUCUACACCAUAUACACUUCUUUUCCAAAAUCGGAUGAAAAAAUGCAUUCCCUUUAUCUACGGAUAUAUGCGCUAGUCACUUAUAUCAGUGGAAUCUUCUACUAUAUGUCUGCAACUACGAAUCCCAUACUCUAUAGUAUUAUGAGUGUCAAGUUUAGGGAAGCCUUUAAGGAGACUCUCUUCAAGUGCUGCGGUAUCGGAAUACAACGUGGUAAGCCUCCGAAACAAUACUCUAUACUUUCGAAGUCGAACCUGAGAGGAGUGGGUUGCCCUUCCGAAUCGACGGAAGACUCUGCCAAGGACCAAACAUUUCCGACGAACACCUCGUUGACAUGCAAGAACUCCAACGAUUCGUUUACUGGCAAUACAACCAGAUUUAAUUUUUCUAUUCGUCGAUUAGCGAAUCCUUCCCAAAAUCAACGAGUAAACUCUCUAAAAUCCCGGAAUAUUUACUCAAACUGCCCUUCCCUGCCCGUGGUUCAUGACUCACAAAACGGAUCCAAAUUAGGGAAAUUCACUCAAUACUUUAUCUGUCUUGCAAAAGAUCCAAAUCAUCGACUUGCCGAACGUCCAAUUAGCAUAGAAUUUCAACGGAAAGGAAGCAAAACGGGUAGCAAAUGUGAUUCUUGUGAUAUUAGCAACAGUAGCUUAAAGGAUAUUGAACAUGGUGCGAUAGAAGACGAGCUCACCGCCUACAUAAGCGACAUGAAAGAUGAUCAGAUAUAGUUGGAGAAUAGUUCGGAAAAGCUAAUGGCUCGUAGAUUCAUGGAGACUGAAUUUUAGGGUAAUUUUUUUUGAUAUUUUUAAGGAAAGAGUUGCAGAAAUAAAUUUAUUUUUGAAGAAAUGUUUGUAAAACAUAGUGAAGUGUAUUGUUUGAGGCAUUAGUAGUACUUAAGCUUUAGAAUGCUCAAAGCAUCAUUAUUUUUAAGGACGUAUCCUACGACGAAGAUGGUAUUUUGGAAAAGAAGUUUAAUCUUUGAGUCUGAUUUACAAACCUGCCAGUUCUCGUUUCAGCCUACAAGUCUAGGUUUCCAAUAUAAAUUGGUUAAAGUCUUCACAUCAACCAUACAGGUUGACGAAUAGAACACUACACAUAGGGAUUAUAAAUGGAAGAAAAGCCGUGUUUCUUAAUUACUUUCUGAUUAAUAAGCGGCGCGGCGGAUUCCGAUCCUGUAUUUUUCUAUUUUCGGCACAGCACAAUCUUUCAUAUUGCACUAUUGAAUCUUAAUUUUUUUAUUAAUAUUUUUUUAUUUUAUCAAUAUGGCUGUUUAGACCUCUUCUAAAAAGUUCAAUUGAGUAAAUUUAGUAAAGUUCAAAUGAGUAAGUUUUAUGGAAACAAUAGACCGAUUACUUGUGCUAAAACUUUGUUAAAUAUCGUGUUAAAUUUUGAGACAUGCAUGUAGACAUUUUUAGAUUAAAGCUCAAGAACCACCUAUUGAAAGGGUUCAGGAGAUCGAACGGCGGGAAGAAAUGGUUUGUAGUACUUUAGUUUUGGAUUAAACACGAUCGAGCAGAAGUGUUGGAGAUGAACUGAGUAUGCGCCAUAAAACUGUGACGAGUAUUUGGGAAUUAUAUUUCAAAACUCAGAAGGUGUUUUGAGGAGAUUUUUUGAAGACCAGUGACAAAAAAUUGCAUUUUGUGAAACAAUGAUGGAAAAGGCAAAUGAAAAUUAAAAUUUCUCAGGAAAUAUUUUGUUUUCAGAUGAGUCCUCUUUUCUGUUGCAUGGUAAACACAAUCCUUCCAUUGUUCGUUACUAGUCUCAGGAAAACGAGCACAGAAGUUUUUAGUUCCGUACUCAAUACCCUCAAAAGUUGAAUAUCUAGCUAGUAUAUUGGGUGACAUUAUUAUUGGGCCAUUUUUCAUUGAUGGUUCUUCGAACGCCUAAAAAACACCUUGAGUUCCUACAAAACUUCUUGACGUUAAAUUCCUCACUGAUAUAUCCUCAUAAGGCGGUUAAAGUAAAAGAAUUUUUAACAAAUACUUUUCCUAACCGCAUUAUUAGUGGAACUGGCAAUAUUAAAUCGGCUCCAAGAUCUUUUGAUUUGCCACCAAAUGACUUUUAUUUGUGGGGUUAUCUUAAGGAGACUAUUUAUAUACGUCAUUAUAGUAGGCCAACGGAUUUAGAGGAAAUGAGAAAUAAAAUUGUUACCGCCAAUUCAAUUUUACCUUAAACUCUGUUGUAAAUAAGAAAGAGCUUUUACAAUAGGCUAACCUUUUGUUUAGCUAAAAAAGAGGGUCUUUUCGAACCUUUUAUUUAAAAAAAUUAUUUAUUAGGUUUAUGAUUUUGGUUACUUUCGAUUUUAUUUUAAGAUGAACAACGCUUUAAUUUUUAAUAUACAAUGCACAGCAUAAAAAAAUUGUAACUACGAAUUUAUGCGGGUUUUACACAUAUAAUUCCUGCAUUAGAAAAUUAUUAUACCAAUGCCGCGUAAUAUUUUUUUUAAAUUUUGCCUCUUUCAACGUCAGACCCUUACUAAAAUAAAAUUUUAAAUAAUCAAGCCCAAACCUCGAACACCAGCGUACUGUCGCGGCGGCGGGUUAUAUCUCGCCUGUUAGGAACUUUAUAUGAAUAAUAAUCCCUUCUCCAAUCUGUAUAUAUUAGUCCAAUUAAUCCAGGAUGUAUAUCGUGUAGAAUUUUUUAUUAAAUAACUUAAAAGCUUUAAUAAGCUUGUUAUUAUUUCUUUCUUUUACACCUAUUCUAAAAAUCUUUACAUUUAAGACCACCAAUGUAAUGAAUUAAGAAACAAAUAUUAGAGAAGAUAAAAGAAUUUUAAAGGAAAUCAUCUUCGGAAUAUUCCACAGAUAAAAAAUAACGAUUAUUCUUGCUGUCAAGUUAGCUGAUAAGUAAUAUAUCAAUUUUAUUUCAAAUACUCCAAAACUUUCUACAGUUUUGAAUAUCAUUUGCCACCCUAUAGUAUGGCCAUUAAAACCAAUAUAUAAUUGAAGGAGAUCUGUGAUUUUCCGUCGUUCUGAAUAUUACCUCCCAUUAGUUUACGGUAAACCUUGGCUCAUUAUUGGCUAUAUGAAGGCUAUAAUCAUGAUAAUGUCGGCGUCCUGCUGGCAUAGACGUCGACCCAAUACUUAGUUAUAAAUAAUUUUAUAGUUAUCAACCUUAGUAAAUCGAUAUCUAUUAUUUGAAAAUGAAUAUUAAGCCAGCUGAAUUUAUGAUUUCUGCAUCUAAGUACUUUCCAUAAAAUUGUAAAUAAUUUUAAUAUAUUUUGUGCUUGUGAUAUAUUUCAAUAGAUUUUAAUAUUAUGUUAAUUAAGUACAUUUUUACAGUCUAUGUGACAUUAGGUACGUAAAAUCAAAAACGAGUUUUUCUGUAAAUAAUAAUUUAAAAAGAAAGGAAUAAAGGUUAUUUAGAACAUAAUUUAUAGAUUUGGUCAUUGUUUAGAAAAUAGUCGUGUUGUGUCAAGCUUUAACUACAAUUUCGACAUAAAUCUUAGGAUAGAAAACUUUACUGUUAAAAUAUGUAACCAAAGAUCUUUUAUUUUAUAAAUUUUUAUAACGUCAAGAAUUAUUAUAUCUAAUAUUCUAAGGUCUUUGUUUGCUCUCAUUCAAAUGGUAAGUAUUGUUUUUUUUUGUUAAGAAUAUUUACCAUAUUUAUUUCUUUUUUUGCUAAUUUCGAAAUAACCACAAACAGCUAUAACUUUUGAAUUUUUAAAGUGUAACACAUAUUAUGUGACACAUCCUAUCUGGAAACAAAAAAAUCGCUUUUGAAUCUAAAAAACUAUUUGCUCGAUACAUAAAAUGAAACAAAAAUAACAGAAGCUGCUUUUAUGUUCAGAACGUAAUUUAAUAUUGAAUGACUGAAUGAAUGUGUAUUGAAUCAAAAUAUAAUAUGAAUAUCCGAGAGAUUUAAAAUUUUAGGUGAAAACGUAUAAAUAGUUACAAAAAAAAAACAUUAAAUAUGUUCGUUCUCAUUUAUGUCAAAUACAGCCACGUCAAAUUUGUUUAAUUUUUGUUUAAAAAAUAAAAUUGGAGCAAACCAAUAAACCCAGCAUAGUCCGCACGAUAUGAUUGUAAGGUGGUCCAAGAUUGAUCAUUAUUUUUAGACGAUUUUUUUUUAUUUAACGAGUAGGAACGCUAAGAAUAAUUUUUGUUAAAAUAUUAUAUAAAUGAAGUUCAGUUUUAAUUUCUGUUUUUUUUAUUGCGUAGUAUUUUCAUCACUGUAGAGAAAAUUACCGUCUUCAUUUAUAUUUUUAAAGUAUUUUCCAAAACAAAUCCUGGAUUGAGUCAUAUGGUUGAAACCUUUGGUGUGACAUUAAAAUCACAAGACGGUUUUCUACUAAUCAAAACUCUUAUUUUAUACUCGAAUAUUAAAUGUUACGUGUUCGGCUAACGAUGAUACUAUAGUGGAAACAAUUCAGGUGUCAUUUUAGCGCCAGGCUUAUGAAUUUUCGCUAAAUAAAAUAAUUUCGGAAUCGUAAGGUUUAAAAAUUCUAGCUUGAAUGUAUCUAAAGAGAAAACAGGGUUUUUACAAUCAUUUAAUGCUGUUUUAACUGCGGAUUUUUGAUAAAGGGACGUAGAAAUUUUUUUUAUGUGCCAUUUUUAAUAAAUUCAUUAACUCAUUUAAAAUAUACUGCUUUGUCUAAAAUAACAACUUUAUUAUAUUUAUCAGCCUUAAAAUAGAAACAAUAUUGUUCUUACAGUCAUUCAAUAAUAUUUCAACUUGAUAUUGACUUGAAUCAUUUCUUCAGCAAAUCCGUUUUAAAUAUGUUAUUGUCGACACUAUUAUCUUUAUUUUAAUAGUCUAAAUCUUAAAGCUCAUUUUGAAGCGAACAACUUUUAUCUUAUUGGACCACUUUAUCUUAUUGCAUCACAUAUCAUCAUUAGUUAUUUUAUUAUAAAUAAGAAAUUCGACACCAAUCUGGAAAUCUGGUUUGUUUUUCAGUAUUCCUAUAUUGAUCUAUAUAGGAGUAAUAUGAAAAAGCUAUCCUGUGAACGAUUUUAUCAACAAUCUUUUGUAAUAUUUUUAUCAGUCUGGGGGAAAUUAUUAUAAUCUUCUUAGUUGUUAUCAUCCAAGUCUUCAGAGCUCUUUUGGUGUUUUAUGAAAAUUUUGAGAUAAAACUUCAUAGUGGUCUCAGUGCAAAUCUUAUGAAAUUGCGAAAAUGUUUAAUCUUUUAAUGAGUUACUGAGAUCUGAAAUAUUAGUAUUAGUGCAUCAUCCAUGAAAGUACAGUAUUUAUUAAAAAAGGGAUUCAAAAGAUAGGCUGAUUUUGAGAUUACGCUAAAUGAAAAUAAACCUCGCCAUCGAGUAAACUAUCGAAUUAGCACUUAAAGAAAUAAAUAUAUUUAAUUAAAUAAUUUUAUUAGUCUUUAUAUUACCUGCAAAUCAUCUUUUAUCUCAUUAUAGGCUUUUUAUAAUUUUAGACUCAUAUUGUGAUGUAUAUACCUCAUCUCAAGGAACCAAAGAUGUAUCAAUGUUGUGUCAAUCUUGCCGUUUUUAGGUCUCGAAUACCCCAAAAAAACUUUAAAUUAAAUAUAAAAAUAUUUUUCGUGACAAGCAUUUAUCAUGACCUCAUUAUACAAAUAACGUUAUGUGAUCCACAACUACAAUAUUACUUAUUUUUUGUAAAUAACUUAAAAAAUUAAAAUAUAAAAUAUUUUUGUAGCCAAAUGGCCUAAAAUAAAGUCUAUUCCUCUAGAUAGAAUGUUCCUGAAUAAGUUCUUCAUUGAUUUUCUAAAGUCUCUGAUCCUUUACCGAUCGUCCGGUCCUGACAGAAUCAUAUGUUACUUGAAAGCAACUUAGAACCUGAGCCGUCAUUAUGAUAUUGAUUAUAUAGGCUAUUACCAUAUAAGUAAUAAGUAAUUUCUCUAAAUAUGAUCGAAUAUAACAAAAUAGUAUCGAGGAUCUUAGUAUCAUCUAAAUUAAUUUAAUAUUUUCGAUUACUGCUGACGUUGAUUUCUUUUUGUGGCAUGUUCAUGCCUCUAGGAUCUGUUGUAGUCAAAUAAUGGAUUCUUGGGGCCAUAUUUAUCAUCGAUAUAGAAGAGUGUAAUAUGUUUAUAUUGCGUAUAAUUUAUUUUGAUAGAUAUGAACAAGUCUUAGCUCUAACAGAACUCUAAGGACUAUUUCUAACAACUCUCUGAAAAAUUAUAUGUAGGAAAACUAAAUGUUUUAUCUAGAAUACUCCAUGUCACCUGUAAAAUUCAUGUUUUUACCAAGAUACUUUAGUGCUAAGUAGAUUUUCCAAUAACCCUACAUUAGAUAGUAAUAAUUGUAUUUUGUUAAUUUUAAUGCAUAAUUUUAUAGUACCUAGAAAUUCAUUAUAUAGGUGUACAACAUAUUUUAAUAUUUAUAAAAUAUACGUCUAAGUAGGUAUUGGAUGUUUCAAUGUGAAAUAAACGUUACUGAUUAUUAUCA